AUGGGAAAGGAAGAUAGGGUUAAAGCUAUAGGGAUUGGUAACCCUAUAGGUCCCUACAUAUUUAUAUCAUUAGAACAUUAAAUGGGGCUUCAGUACAAAAACCACACAUUAUACUAUAAACAUUUUAGGUGCUUUAGAUGUUGAAGAUAAGCAGGAUCAGAAGCAUGAGGUGGGGAGGGGCAGGAACAGAGGCGAGACGAGUUGAAUUCUCGCCGGAUCCAACCCAACCAGCUGGAAAAAACAACAGCCAGAACCCUACAUUUCUCACCUUGUGACCAAAACCGACCACACACAGCGGGUCUACAACUGUAGCUCCACCCUCGUUAGAAAAACAACUGUAGGUCCCGAUGAGUUUAUUGGCAUUUGAGCUGCAAAAUCUUGGGUAAUGUGUUGAUUCAGAAACUGGUUCUGUGGCUCUUCUGGAGCAGGACGGCUCUGUUUGUCUUCCCACCUUAGAUUGGAGCCUUCCACUGUCCUUGGGCAGAGGGUGACGGACAAUAGACCGGACCAUCUUGCAUCGUAACCUGGAACUUCCCCACAGUAUAAAUAUGCCCCGAGGGAGGCGCGUAGGAAUCUUCUCCCGGGAGCCGAGCGAGUCGUAUAAAUGGCUGACAGACUUCCUAUUAGGUUUGUCAUUUAUUAAAGGCCUCUUGUGCUCAAAAAUCUCCAACAGCAACGACUGGAGCUUUAGAGAAGACGUCAACCAGUGCAAGUUUGCCAUUUUGUACCAUUCGAGAAACAGAGGGAGGCUCAAUGUCACCGAUGUAACCGAUUCGCUGUACGACGACGAGCUGGACUAUUUAUCCUCUUCGCUUGGAAAAGCGAAUGUUAUUGUCAUUAUUGAUGAUGUGGAGGACAGCAGUGACCAAGAGAAGGAAAGAAUACAGCAGGGACAGACGACUAUUACAGACAAAGCAACAGGGCUGUUCCUAUUCAGUAAAGAAGACAAAUAUACAAAUUCUAACAUGAAGGAGAAGAAGCUGCAGGAAAUCGAAUCUCUAAUCAGAAGAAGCUUUCAGCUAAUGGGUCUUUCUUCUCAUUUCCAAACUGGAACCAUGAUACAUAAGAUGGGUCGCUGGCAAAACGCCCUUAUGUUCUUCGGAUUACCUGCACUGGUCGUAUUAUAUAUAUACGGAUUUCUGUAUUACAACUUCAGAGUCAUUACUUGGUAACAGCCCUUAUAAUGUAUUUGAAUAGCACAGUGGCCGAUAUGAAGAGCCUAUUUCUGAUGUUACAUCACUAAUAAGAUCAUAUGUAUAAAACUUAAUCAAAUAUUAGUAUUACGCUGGGUAGACCUCAUUAUUAAUGCAAGAGAAGUGACCAAUGAGAAUGCUGAUUCCCAGCACUGUGUCAGGCCCCUUGCUGGUACCUUACAUAUAG
Messenger RNA from Xenopus tropicalis (tropical clawed frog), 1380 nucleotides. RefSeq lists its product as uncharacterized. The coding region runs from base 549 to 1172 and encodes 207 amino acids. Lineage: Eukaryota; Metazoa; Chordata; Amphibia; Anura; Pipidae. The transcript is spliced from 5 exons. The record is from RefSeq and is a predicted model, not a curated record.